Molecule: messenger RNA, 327 nt
Organism: Auxenochlorella protothecoides
Lineage: Eukaryota; Viridiplantae; Chlorophyta; Trebouxiophyceae; Chlorellales; Chlorellaceae
Product: Small nuclear ribonucleoprotein Sm D1
Exons: 2
Coding region: 1-327 (108 amino acids)
Biological process (GO): RNA processing; spliceosomal snRNP assembly
Cellular component (GO): U5 snRNP; precatalytic spliceosome; spliceosomal tri-snRNP complex
Molecular function (GO): RNA binding
Source: RefSeq, a predicted model, not a curated record
AUGAAGCUGUCGAAUGAGAAGGUGCAGAUCGAGCUGAAGAAUGGAACGGUGGUUGCCGGCACCAUCACCGGCGUGGAUGUGGCCAUGAACACCCACCUGAAGACCGUCAAGCUGGUACCCCGCGGUGGCACCCCUGUGUCCCUGGACCAGAUGUCCCUGCGUGGGAACACAAUCCGCUACUACCUCCUCCCCGACUCCCUCAAUCUCGACACCCUGCUGGUGGACCUGGACCAGGCCAAGACACGACCCAAACGUGCAGAACGGCCGGCAGGAGGAAGAGGGCGCGGCAGGGGGCGCGGCCGUGGCCGCGGAAGGGGUCGUGCUUGA